AAGCCACGCCCACUCCGAGAUCUCGGCACGGAGUAGUCAGAGAUCCAGUGUUUUCGUGUUCUCUUCUGUCAGACAGGGUGGCCUUUCAGCGACUACAUGGUGGAACAAAGAACUAAGAGAGGAGAUGUGUACAAAGGAGGAGGAGGAGGGGAAUAUGAGGAGAAACCGCUCAUCAACAACAAGAUGUAUCCCUCCUCGCCGCCGGGAGUGGCCGUCUCCAACCUCCCAAGCAUCUCUCGAGUGGAGAAAGAAACUGCAAUUCUCCAGGCAGCUGUCUUUAUCGAAGACGGCGUCAACUACCGUUCCAUCUUCCACAAACUAGACCCUCAGUCGCUCAGAGUGUACCGGAUAUACCACUCUCGCUGGAUCCAAUGGUCUCUGGCUGUCGUCAUCUUCGUCUUCCUAAUCCUCGCCUUCUUCGAGUACCCCACCUCUCUCAGUAUAUCUUCAGACCCAACCAUAAGAAAGCACGUCCCUUACUUCAACAACCCUCCCUGUGGCGUCACGGAGUCCAUAGAGUUCAUCUGCCUCGUCCUUUUUGCAGUCGACUGUGGAGUCAAGUUCUAUCUCCUUGGCUGGCGGCGUUUCAUCCAGCGCAAGUGGCUCGUCCUCUAUCUCGUCAUGAUAGUCCUCAGUUUCCCCGACAUGUUUGUGUCCCUCGGGUUCUGUCCCACCGACGUCGACAACGACACCCCGUCGCUAGGGUACACCCUCCGCUUGCGUCGAUUCUUCCGCCCGCUCAUCUUCCUCCUGUCGUCGUCCAUCAUGAAGAAACUGGCCAAGGCCAUCAAACUCACCCUCCCUCAGAUCUUCAACGUCCUCGUCCUCCUCGUCCUCCAUCUCUACGUGUUCACCAUGAUAGGUCUGCUAAUGUUCCCAGGGACGCAGUCACAAUCUUCACCCAGCGACACCAUCAACAAUUCUCUCCUAACAAACGGUUCGUGGUUUUUUGCACCGAACACGACAGAUGCAGAGGACUGCUUCACGACGACCUGUUUCCUGAACCAAGAGGGAGACACAUACUUCCAUACGGUGUGGGACGGAUUUGUCAAUCUCACCGUGACCCUCACUACCGCCAACCAUCCCGACAUAAUGAUGCCCAUCUAUCGCCGGAACCGUUUUGCUGCGCUCUAUUUCAUCAUCUUCCUCAUCAUUGGCCUAUUCCUCCUCUUCAACGUACUCAUCGCGGUCAUAUACAACCAGUUCAAGGGGUUCUUUCAGAAAUCGCUCCAGGGCAGUUUCUUUCGCCGUCGUGUGGCUUACCGAGCGGCGUUCACCAUACUAUUGAGGAAGACUCGGAUCCCUGGCCGCAGAAAUCUGGAUCUAGUCGGUAGAGACCUAGUGAGAAUGCUGCUACAAACGGCAAAGAUCGAUCAGCGGGUAAUCCCACACAUGUACCAGCGACUGGAGACAAUGGAUACUGAGGGAGGAGACUGCAUUCGCUGGGAGCAGUUCUGCGAGGUUUUUGACCUCGCGUCGUCACGCGCCGGUUCUCGCUACUGGCGCGGGAGGAGAAAGGAGACGAGACCGUUUUACUGCCGUAACCGCGUCCUCGGUUGGAUACAGUUUAUUGUCCGUCACCGCUAUUUUCGUUGGUACACCCACCUAGUCACGAUGCUGAACCUUCUUCUGGUGUCCAUUGAACUCCAGAGAACUGACCUCCGCGACCGAAACUCCCUCCUUGUCAUCUACAACUUCAUCUUCAUCUUGUACUAUGCCAUUGAGCAAGUGUUUCGGGUGGCAUUUCUCGGGUUUCGAGAGUACUUUUCGACCCUGGGUAACAUCUACGACCUGAUUAUCACCAUGGUGCUGGUUCUGUUGCAGCUGCUGGCCACGGCAUUGUUUAGUUCCCCGUUUCAACGGCACAACAUCGUGGGCGGCUACGACUCACUCAUAAGACUGAUGAACGUGUUCAUCGUCUUGCGACUUCUGCGAUUUGUCCCUCACAUCAAGAGACUCUGGAUGCUAACAAACACGAUGGUGGCACUAAUUAAAAACCUCCGCGGGUUCGCCGGGAUAAUUAUCGUCGUCUAUUACAUGUUUGCUCUCCUCGGGAUGGAGAUAUUCUCAAACGCCAAGAUUGUUAACCCCGACAACGUGAACGAGUGUGGUUCGUACGACAAUCUCGGGUACUAUGCAAACAACUUCAACGAUUUCGCUUCUUCCCUUGUGGUCCUGUGGGACAUUAUGAUAGUCAAUAACUGGUACGUGUUUCUGAACAAGUUUGCCCGCGACUCUUACCUCCAGGAGUGGUCGAAACUCUACUUCAUUGCGUGGUGGUUGGUGUCAGUGGUGGUGUGCGUCAAUCUGUUCAUCUCGCUGGUCCUGGAGACCUUCCUGGUCCAGUGGCAGGCCACUCUUCUGACACAGGAGCAGCAGGAU
Geodia barretti is the source of this 2382-nucleotide messenger RNA. The record is from the annotation of a GenBank genome assembly. NCBI's taxonomy places the organism in Eukaryota, Metazoa, Porifera, Demospongiae, Tetractinellida, Geodiidae.